Populus trichocarpa (black cottonwood) is the source of this 838-nucleotide messenger RNA. RefSeq names its product heavy metal-associated isoprenylated plant protein 20. Gene Ontology annotation, molecular function: metal ion binding. The record is from RefSeq and is a predicted model, not a curated record. The coding region runs from base 108 to 560 and encodes 150 amino acids. The transcript is spliced from 3 exons. NCBI's taxonomy places the organism in Eukaryota, Viridiplantae, Streptophyta, Magnoliopsida, Malpighiales, Salicaceae.
AAAUUCCCAUUCUUGCAAGCUUCUCCUGCAUAUCUCUCUCCUCUCGCUCUCUCUCUCUCUCCCUGUCUCUCUCAAAACUUUCUGCUAGCUUUGUCUUUGAGAAGCAAAUGGGUGCUCUUGACGAUCUCUCAGAUUACCUCUCAGACUUGUUUACAGUUGCCAGGAAGAAGAGGAAAAGAAAACCAAUGCAGACAGUUGAUAUCAAAGUGAAGAUGGAUUGUGAUGGCUGUGAAAGGAGGGUUAAAAAUUCUGUUUCCUCCAUGAAGGGUGUUAAAUCAGUAGAAGUGAACAGAAAGCAAAGCCGGGUGACAGUCAGCGGGAAUGUUGAGCCAAACAAGGUCUUGAAGAAAGUGAAGAGCACAGGAAAGAGGGCUGAGUUUUGGCCAUAUGUCCCAUACAACUUGGUGGCUUAUCCUUAUGCUGCUCAAGCCUAUGAUAAGAAAGCACCUGCAGGCUAUGUGAAGAAUGUGGUUCAGGCACUUCCGAGCCCCAACGCAACAGAUGAAAGAUUUACAUCUAUGUUUAGCGAUGAGAACCCGAAUGCAUGUUCCAUCAUGUAGGAAAUCUAAUUUCAUUUGGCAAAAUGAAAGAGCAAGAGCUAGCAUAUAUAUACAUAUAGUUUGUUUUUUGUUGAAAGCUUUGCUGUUUAAUUAGGGCUAGUUUAGCUAGUUAGUGUAAGUAGUUAAGUAGAAGGGGCUUGGGUUUUCACUGAGAGUUUAGGUUAUAUAUAUAUAUAUUACAGGGCAUGUAGGCUCUCCUAAUUGCGAGGGAUAUCUAUCGAUGUGCUGAUCAUGCUUAGUUAGAUAACCUUCUUAUCUAUAGAUGUUUAUGACGAUCA